Messenger RNA from Striga hermonthica, 1107 nucleotides. The record is from the annotation of a GenBank genome assembly. NCBI's taxonomy places the organism in Eukaryota, Viridiplantae, Streptophyta, Magnoliopsida, Lamiales, Orobanchaceae.
UGCUGGCGCAAGGAGGAGUGCCACCACAGGCAGCCAUACAAGCCCCCGGGCAACAAAUGGUGACAAUGACCCGAGAGGAGAUGCAGAGGAUAGCGGCGGCCGCGGUGGCGCAGGCGGUGCAGCAAGUUGCGAGUCAUACAUCUCAUGCCACCACUGCACCGACCACGGUGGCUGGAAGCCAGGAUGAGGAUGUGUCUAGUUAUGGAGAAGGGGGAGCUGGAAGAGAUCGGGCAAUGGAGAGGAUGGCGGAGCAGCUGCGCCAGCUGCAAGACAAGGUAGAGGGGAGGCCAGAGAGGAAAGCUCGAGGACAUCCCUUUUCAAGGGAGAUUCUCACUGCUCCUUUGCCAAACAAUUUCAAGGAGACCAACUUGGUGUAUGACGGGUCAUCUGACCCAUCGAGGCAUGUGAGGACCUUUGAAAAUAUGGUUGUGUUGCAUGGGUACUCUGAUUCUGUUUGUUGCAGGGCAUUUUUAUCGACCUUGCGUGGGGGAGCACUCGAUUGGUUUCAUCAACUUCCACCUGGGUCGAUCGCGAGCUUUGAGGACUUUACUGGCAAGCUUAUCAAUCAAUAUUCGAGCGCAGUGGUGCAAGAGAAAACGUAUUUGACUUUGAUGGCGAUGAGGCAGGGGGAGAAGGAAUCAUUAAGGAAGUACGUUGCUCGAUAUAACCAAACAUGUUUAGAGGUGCACUCGGCUUCGGACGAGGUGAAGGUGGGUGGAUUGAUAAGGAGUCUUCGAGCAGGGCCUUGUCGAACUUCCCUAGCAAAAACCCCUGCUCGAUCAUAUGAGGAUGUGCUGAAGCGGUGCAUGAAGUAUAUUAACUUGGAGGAGAUGGAGAUGGAGUUUGCAAAGUUGGAGGAAGUGGCUCGACCAGAGCCAAAAAAGGAAAAAAGUCCGCAGAGGGGGAGAUCGUCGAGGAGGAAUUCGCCCAAACGGAGUGGGCAGAAGAGGGCAUCACCCCGAAGAGAGAAUCGAGAUUCGAAAAGGGAGAAGAGAGAUGAGUGGCAGAGGAGGCCGAUGUUGUUCGAGAGACAGAGAUACCACACUUUCACGCCCUUGAGGAAAGACAUGACGGAGGUCCUCGAGGCCAUGGAGCAGAAGAUGUCGA